AUGUCUCAUGUCAGAGGGAAAGUCGACAGAUUGGAAACUGAUUCAGGUCAUAUUCAAGUAACAAGGACAGGAGGUGCCGACUGUACCCAUGGCGGCUGCGCCGGAGCCCGGGGAGCCCGGGAAGGCGAAGGUAGAAUUAGAAGAUCAUGUGACGUUGGAGUAGGAGGAUUUAUCUUGGUGACUUUAGGACGCUGGUUCCAUUGUAGGUGUAAUUAUGCAAAGCUAAGAAUCCAGGAAAGACUUGCCAGAGAAGGAAUUAAAAACAAGAUUUUAUAUGAAAGUACCCACCUUGAUCCUGAAAGAAAACAAACCAACAGCGGCAGCAGCAGCAGCAAUUGAGCAGUCUUGAGCACAGAAAACCCAGACACAACUCACUUCGGUGUGAACAAAGCUGAGAUCAACUACAGAAAGCAUUUUAUGUACCAUAAGGCUUUCAGUCAAGUAAAU
Messenger RNA from Balaenoptera musculus (blue whale), 447 nucleotides. RefSeq names its product cytochrome c oxidase assembly protein COX20, mitochondrial-like. NCBI's taxonomy places the organism in Eukaryota, Metazoa, Chordata, Mammalia, Artiodactyla, Balaenopteridae. Gene Ontology annotation, cellular component: mitochondrion; mitochondrial inner membrane. The record is from RefSeq and is a predicted model, not a curated record. Gene Ontology annotation, biological process: mitochondrial respiratory chain complex IV assembly. The coding region runs from base 1 to 339 and encodes 112 amino acids. The transcript is spliced from 2 exons.